UCCUCCCAGACCCGGGCUCGAACCUGUGUCCCCUGCAUUGGCAGGCGAGUUCCCAACCACUGCGCCACCAGGGAAGCCCUGUGAUGGAUGUCUUGAGGCAGAUAAAACAGUUGAGUCUUUUGAGUGGAAGGAACAGGGAUCCUUUCACAUGAAGUGGUACUUGAAAAAUAUUACUGUAAUUAAAAUAUACGGUGUGGUUAGUUUUCAGGAAAUGUACAUCUUUCAUGUCUUGAAGGAGGCUUACAGAGUUACUUAAAAAAAAAAAAAAGAAACAGCCUCUACUGGAAAUUAGCACAUGAUAGGGUUGAAGUUGUUUUUUGCCCCUUCCUUUCUGUCUGAGACCUUACACCUAGUGGUAAUACUGAUGCUAGGAUGAGCGAGUCCUAGAGCUCUGUUCCCUAACAGCAUCCUCUUCUCCUCCCUGUCUACCUGGGAAUCUGUGAGCUUGAAUGGGAGAAACAUUCCAUGUUUACGUACAAUGAAUUCUAACUGAAAUUUGGCAUUUUCUUCAAUUAUGAACCUAGGCAACAAACCAAAGUAGUGUUAGAGGUAUCCCGAUUUCGUCACCAGUAAAUCCAUAUCACAUUACCGCGGUUGUGGAUACCUCUAAAUGUUAUUCACACACAUCACUACUUCACAAUGAUGCUAGAUCCCAGAGCUACUUUUCCAUCUUGUUACUUGGUGUAUUAAUAAAGAAACGCUCAUAUCACCUAUCACAAUUUAAAAACAUUGUGAUGACUAAAUCUAAGUGUAAUUUGUUCGCUUUGAAAUGUUUUGUUUUAUUUUAUGCAUUUAAAAACAUUAUUCGGAGAAGUCCAGAGGCAUCACCUUAUUGCCCCUGGGAUCCAUGACAUACAAAAGGUUAAGACCCUAUGCUUUGUGAUUUAAAUUUUAUACUAAGGAACUGGGGCUGACUGAAGGACUCUUAACCCUGGCUGCCCACAAGAAUUACCUGGGAGCUUCAAGACCCCUGCUUCCCCGGGCUAUACGCCAGACUAGUUAAGUUAGAAUUUCCGGGGAAAGGAUCUUGGUGAUUACAGGUGAUCCCAAUGUGUAGCUGAGGUUGAAGACCACUGGUCUGUAUGUUCAGAUAAACCAGCCUACUUCCCUCUUCCCCUCCAUUCUGAUUCUGUAAAUAAGAACUUGAGUUUCAUGCUCACAGUAGAAAAUUCAAACUGUACAGAGAGCACAGCUCACUCACCUUUCUAGAGAUAACUGUUGUUGACAGUUUUUGUGCAUAAACAAUCAUUAUAGACACACAUCCACACAUAUACCCACCGUGGUAUAUACUAUACAUGUUACCUCAUACAGACAUACAAGUUUUUUCACUUACAGAGAGCUUUCAAAACUAAUUUUGAGCUAAGUUGGUCCUUGAGACUAAAUUCUUUUUCUUUGGUGUUUUUUGAUUUGCCUACAACUAGGGAGCCUGAUCCCUGUAGGCCCAGUUCAGGAGUAGUUUGGAGACCCUGAAUCCUCAUUUCCCUCUUUUAAGAACUAGUGGGAUGGACAAACAGCAGCACUGGGAUCGGGUCCAUCUGGGGUGUGGGACUUGGGGCAAGCCGCUUAUCCAUGCACACUUCUUUGAAUCUGUUUGCUCGUCUGUCAGAGGGAGACAAAGAAGGCUUCCUCCCAGGGCUGCUGUGAAAUGUGUACAAGCUCAGUGACAGGUAGCGAUUAUCAUGACCCUCAUUGCAGAUUGUAUUCCCCAAAGGAGCUUGGCAUGGUCCUUGGGCCUCUCAGAGUUCUUUUUUCUAUUAGUAUGCAGAAAACACGGGGUAAGUAAAAAAAAAGAAAAAAAAUCCCUGUGCAACUACUAUAGACAGAGUCUAGAGACCCUAAACCACACUUUGGGAUAGCCAUUAUCUGCCUGGAUUAGGAGUUGGAUUCAAGGCCACACUGAUGAUGAAUUAACCUUAUUAGCUCUUCUUAGUCGAGUACUUAUACUACCAGCUUAACACAUUCUUAGAAAUGCUCCUCCAAGCUUAUUGACCCACAUCUUUGCAUUUCAUCUCACUUGCAAAAGCAGUUACAUUUAGAGUGAGAGCCAGUAUCAGAGCACAUGGCCAGAAACAGAAUUCACCCCAGAUGGUUUGAAUGAAGACUAAUGAAAGGAACAGUUACAGAGGUGCUGGCCAGGCACCGUGAAGCACCCAGGGACUAACAACAGUGGGACACCAACAUCACCGCUAGGGCUAAGGGGGCAAGGGGAGAAGUAGAGUUACUGGAGCCCAGUGGGAUCUGGAACUGGAGAAGGGCUGCCCAGCAGGAGCUGCGUUCAAGAAGAAUCUGCCCCAAGAUGGGGCAUCCAAGGAGGGAUGGAGCUGGGAAGAAAUACCCUGAAUCCUCUGCUGGGCCUCUGCUGGGCUGAACCAGUGGGAGGCCAGCAGACAGUGGAGCCCCAGUGAUGAUAACCAGAUAAGCAGCACAGUGGCUGUUAGACAUCAGGAGUGAGUGAAGUGCCUGCCAGUGGGCUGAGCACUUAGAUGGGGCCCAGUACAUCCUGUUCCCUUCCCCUCACCUCCUAGGAUUCAGACGGCAGCUGUUCACCCUGUCUUAAAGAAACAGCAGCAAGGCGAUUCAGGCAGACAGAAAAGGAGGGAGAGCUUCACCUACUAAAAAACAAACCCUCGAGUCAAGAUCUGUCAUAUAUUUUCUGAGGUGUGGCUCUCUUGGUGUCUGUGCAGAGAAGCUACCCAUGUACGUUGUCCCUUAGUUCACCGCUGCCACCGGGCAGGUAAUACACCAGAAACAUGGAGGUCCAGUUGAGGAGAUGUUAAUUUUAAUUUGGAAACGCCCUCUCUUUUUUCCUCUCACACAUGCCUGGAGAUUUCCAGUUGUAGACUUCAUCUCCAGCAGCUAGAAGACCACACUGGUGCCAGAGUUGCCUCACCAGCCACUCUGCAGGAGUGAUUACUGCUCUGUAGUAGACAUUGGAGGCGGAUCCAUCAGGCCAUCAGGAUGGAAACGAGGAAAGGAAAUCAGCUGACGCAGGAGCCCGAGUGAGACUGAGAAACCCACAAGCCCAGCCUACACCAUGAACUUGUGUCUCCUUUCCACACUGUAAGAGCCCGGGGCAGGUGAAGUUGCCAGAGAGCAAUGGCUCUCUUUACUCCGUGGAAGCUGUCCUCUCAGAAGCUGGGCUUUUUCCUCGUGACUUUUGGCUUUAUUUGGGGUAUGAUGCUCUUGCAUUUUACCAUCCAGCAGAGAACUCAGCCCGAGAGCAGCUCCAUGCUUCGGGAACAGAUCCUGGACCUCAGCAAGAGGUACAUCAAGGCGCUGGCAGAAGAAAACAGAAAUGUGGUGGAUGGGCCCUACGCGGGGGUCAUGACAGCUUACGAUUUGAAGAAGACUCUUGCUGUGUUGUUGGAUAACAUUUUGCAGCGCAUUGGCAAGUUAGAGUCAAAGGUGGACAACCUCGUCAUCAAUGGCACAGGGACGAACUUGACCAACUCCACCACAGCUGUUCCCAGCUUGGUAGCACUUGAGAAAAUUAAUGUGGCAGAUAUCAUUAAUGGAGCUCAAGAAAAAUGCGUAUUGCCUCCUAUGGAUGGCUACCCCCAUUGCGAGGGGAAAAUUAAGUGGAUGAAAGAUAUGUGGCGCUCGGAUCCCUGCUACGCAGAAUACGGAGUGGAUGGGUCCACCUGCUCUUUUUUUAUUUACCUCAGUGAGGUUGAAAAUUGGUGUCCUCAUUUACCUUGGAGAGCAAAAAAUCCCUACGAAGAAGCUGAUCGUAAUUCAUUGGCAGAGAUUCGUACGGAUUUUAAUAUUCUCUACAGUAUGAUGAAAAAGCAUGAAGAAUUCCGAUGGAUGAGGCUACGGAUCCGGCGAAUGGCUGAUGCGUGGAUCCAGGCAAUCAGGUCCUUGGCAGAGAAGCAGAAUCUUGAAAAGAGAAAGCGGAAGAAAGUCCUUGUUCACCUGGGCCUCCUGACUAAGGAAUCUGGAUUUAAGAUUGCAGAGACAGCUUUCAGUGGUGGCCCUCUUGGUGAAUUAGUUCAGUGGAGUGAUUUAAUUACAUCUCUGUACUUACUGGGCCAUGACAUUAGGAUUUCAGCUUCACUGGCGGAGCUCAAGGAAAUAAUGAAGAAGGUUGUAGGAAACCGAUCUGGCUGCCCAACUGUAGGAGACAGAAUUGUUGAGCUCAUUUAUAUUGAUAUUGUAGGACUCGCUCAAUUCAAGAAAACUCUUGGACCAUCCUGGGUUCAUUACCAGUGCAUGCUGCGUGUCCUGGACUCAUUCGGCACCGAACCAGAGUUCAACCAUGCCAACUAUGCCCAGCUGAAAGGCCACAAGACCCCCUGGGGCAAGUGGAAUCUGAACCCGCAGCAGUUUUACACCAUGUUCCCUCACACCCCAGACAACAGCUUCCUGGGGUUCGUGGUCGAGCAGCACCUGAACUCCAGCGAUAUCCACCACAUUAACGAAAUCAAGAGGCAGAACCAGUCCCUUGUGUACGGCAAAGUGGAUAGCUUCUGGAAGAAUAAGAAGCUCUACUUGGACAUCAUUCACACAUACAUGGAAGUGCAUGCGACUGUUUACGGCUCCAGCACAAAGAACAUUCCCAGUUACGUGAAAAACCACGGGAUCCUCAGUGGACGGGACUUGCAGUUUCUUCUCCGAGAAACCAAGCUGUUUGUUGGACUUGGGUUCCCUUAUGAAGGCCCGGCUCCCUUGGAGGCCAUCGCAAAUGGAUGUGCUUUUCUGAAUCCCAAGUUCAACCCACCCAAAAGCAGCAAAAACACAGACUUUUUCAUUGGCAAGCCAACUCUGAGAGAGCUGACCUCCCAGCAUCCUUAUGCCGAAGUUUUCAUCGGCCAGCCACACGUCUGGACUGUUGACCUCGAUAAUCAGGAGGGGGUGGAGGACGCCGUGAAAGCAAUUUUAAGUCAGAAGAUUGAGCCGUACAUGCCGUACGAAUUCACGUGCGAGGGGAUGCUACAGAGAAUCAACGCUUUCAUCGAGAAACAGGACUUCUGCCAUGGGCAAGUGAUGUGGCCGCCCCUGAGUGCCCUGCAGGUAAAGCUUGCUGAGCCCGGGCAGUCCUGCAAGCAGGUGUGUCAGGAGAAACAGCUCAUCUGUGAGCCUUCCUUCUUCCAGCAUCUCAACAAGGACAAGGACUUGCUGAAGUACGAGGUGACCUGCCAAAGCUCAGAGAUGGCCAAGGACAUCGUGGUGCCCUCCUUCGACCCCAAGAACAAGCACUGUGUGUUUCAAGGUGACCUCCUGCUGUUCAGCUGUGCUGGCGCCCACCCCAGGCACCGGAGGAUCUGCCCCUGCCGGGACUUCAUCAAGGGCCAGGUGGCUCUCUGUAAAGACUGUCUCUAGCAGCCACCGGCUCGUCCCCGCACGCACUCUCCUGGGGAAGACGGUGGGCAGAAAUCACUCGGGGACUUUCGCCGGAGCCUGAACUCCUUUGGCGGGAGGUCUCGAUUUGGUAUUGCUCCCGCUGCGGUCGGAGGAUCCCAGCGGAGUUCUCACCAAAACAAAACGAGAGUCGACGUCAGGCCGGGGAGCCUGGCUUCUCCCUGGCACAAAUUCAUUUUUAAUCUUGGAGGAGCUACUGUAGGGAGACUGUCUAUGCAGCUGCUCCAGGGUAGAAAGAGAAUCUCAAGAUUCAUUUAAAUGAAACAAAACCAGAGGAGGAAUUGAGCUAGUUGGAAAGGACUUCGUAUGGGAACAUUCCUAAACCCAUUAACUUAUUUAUUUGGGAGGGAGGGAGGGGGAGCUGGGGCGGGCAGAGAGGGAUUGAUCACGCGUCUUGUAAACUUCUUCGAUCUUCCUCUGUUGGCCGUCCACCUUCACUAUAAUAUUACUACUGUCUGCUUUGGGCAGGGUGCCCUGUGGGGUUGGUGGCAUGCUUAAGGGCAGCUCUGGGGACCUAGCUCCUCGAAGUGGAUGGUGGCAGAACAGAACAAACCUUGUGUGCUUGCCACACGGCAGCUAGGGCACGGGCAGCCCCUGGCGUGCGGAGGUAUGCCUGUGUGGUCCGGAGAGCCCACGGGGACCAAAGAUGGGCUGCUUUGCAGCGAGAGGCUCCUUUCCUCUGUCCCACCCCAUCCCCAGCCGAAAACAUACUCGCACCCAAACCCACACCCACAUACAACCUUGGCUGUCAUUUCUGGUUAGGAUUAGAAGAGCUACCCUUGGAGCUCUUGGAGGCCGUGCUCUUUGCCCCUUCAGAGAUUUGUCUUCGAGCUGAGAUUUGGACGGGAGUGAAGCUGGUCUUAGGGACCACCAGAGCCGGGUUCUGGACGGAUGGGCUCGUGUUGUAUUCCCUCUAAUGUCUGAUGUCACUGAAGUCCAGGGAAUGGGGCUCUUGGUGAACCUGAUGCCGGCUCGGGGAGCAGGGGCAGGCCAGGAUGCAUGUGCACUGUCCUGGCCCCUCACCUGUGAGUGUGGGUGCGGCGUGCAAGGGGCAGGAAUGUGAUGCUGGCUUCUACUCCGGGCACAGGUAUUUGUGGGGGGCGGGGGUGGUGAGCCACUUGGCAGGUUGGACCAAACCGUGGAGUCACCCCCCACCAGCUUUUGUGUGAGUUCCCCCCGGUCCCGCACACCUCCAUCCCGUGCCUCAGUGCUGUGCGUGUAAGUGUGUAUGUUUCUGCGAUGCCCCUGGCAUCUCCGUACUGCUAAGAGCGAGCCCUCUUCUCUCUCUGGCGGAACGGCCCCAUUAUGAGUUGUCCCGUGAUCAGUCCAGACCUCACUCAUGCUUCUGAGUGCCUUGGUCGCCGAGCAGAGCAGCUGGGCAAGGCUAAUGGCCUGGGUGGGCCUUCGGGACAUGAGGUUGAAGUUAGAAUUCUGCUUUCUGAGGACCAGAUGGAGUGUGGAGACUUGAGUUAUGGGAAGUUAGAUUCCGCCUGCUUCUAGAUUCUUCUUGGGUGUAAAAUUAAUAUCGAGCACACAGCCAGCCAUUUUUUCUUAGACCCUCUGUGGGUCUUAAUUGCACCUCCCAUCUUAGAGAAUGGAGGGAGGGAGGAAGGGCAGCCGGGGUCUCCCCGACCCCAUAGGUGGCCCACAUGUGCCAGGGAGAAUGCUGGCGGGGAGGUCUCUCUGCUCUGAGCGCGGAUGCAGGGGCCCGCCCGUCACAGCCUGGCUAAGAAGAGCAAUAAGGAUGGAGGGUGCGAGUGCCUGGGUGCCUUGAAGCUUUGCAAGGGCGGUUUCCCGCAGUGGGAGUGCCAUCCCUGCUGUGGGGAACAGCUUUUCCCUACAGAUGGGACUCCUGGCUGCAGCCUUGCUGGUGGCAGUUUGCUUGAGGGCCCAGGCCUGCAAUUCCUGGGCCGGUGCUGCCCUCUUCUGGGCUCUUCUGGGAGCUUCCAGUGCUGAGGACGUGAGUGCCGGCGUUUGACCAGCAGGGGGAGCCGGCGGGCCGAGACCAGUUUCCCACUCGGCCAGAUAAAGCCAUUUUGCGAGACAGCUGUUACAGCCAACCCAGGAACUCUGAAAGCAAGGAAGUUGGAAAGCCCUGUUCUCAGAAAGAUGCUGUGCCGGGCUUGUGUUCCAGAAGCUGCAGGAUUGUUUGCUGGCUGCCCCUGAGCUCAGGGACUCUCCGCCUUCUGGAGAAUUCCUCUUCUCCUCGUCAGGACUCUAAGGUCAGGCAGCCGGGAGAGCACCUCCCCAGUUUGAAGAUUCCUGUGGCUUCCCCCCAUUUCUAGUAAUGGAAGUAAGCCAGAGCUCUCUGCCUGCAGGGCUGCUGCUCCUGGGGCAAAGAAACCCACACUCCAGUUCUUGAGGGCAUUAUGAACAGAGGCGGCGACACUGAAUGUAUACUGGCUCUCAGGCCUCCACACACGUGGCCCAAGUCUGGUCAGCGACCCAAGAGGACAUUGGGAUAGGGACCUCCAUCUGCCCUGCACAGGAAGGGGUGCGAUUCCUGCCUGCCCUGGGAGAGGAAGGCACCUCUCAGAGUGUGGUCUGGGAGCCUUCGAUGGUUUUGCCGAUGCCAAUCUUAAUAGAAUCCUAAACCAAUUAAUUGGUAAUCGAUGACAAUUCCACAGGGAGAGAAAUCCCCAAUCAGGAUUAGUGUCUUCUUGUGCUCUGAGCAUCUCUCAUCUCUUGCCUGGUCUUUAGUUUUCGUACAUUUUUUUCCUAAAAGAUUUGGGAUUUUUUUUUCCCCCCUCCACUGUGAUCCUAAGUUCUUAAAAAAAAAAAAAAAAACUCGAGGGAAAACAUUUAAUUUAUUAAAGGAGAGAAAGCUUUCCUUUGAAAUGUAAAGACUUUCGGGAAUAAACGUUCCUGAAAGGGGAAACGCUUCUCCCGCCAGUAAACACCUCAUUUAUUUCUUGUAUGUAAUUCGAUUUGCACAAGUACAAUUGGAGAAGCUUUUUUUGCAUUUUUGCUUAGAUUCGGUUUUGUCACUGCUUAUAGUUUACUUUUUGUGUGUUUUGCUGUAUGUUUGGAGAUAUUUCUUUGGUGAUAUUUAUUUUUUCUCUGAGGUGCCUUUUCACUUUCGGGUUCGUUUUCGGAAUGUGGGGUUGGUUUUUGGAAUCUGGGUUUUGUUGAAGGAAGCUAGCAGACUCCUCCAGCUUGGAGAAAGGACAUGCCCUGGCAUCACUGCGGGCAACUCAGGCUGGGCGCCGAAAAUGCCCUCCAAGCCCCCCCCCCGGGGGGCCAUAGUGUAGGGGCACAUACACCCCCAUGAAGCCAUGAGAACCCCCAAGGUCUGACUUCCUCCAGACCAGCCCAUACUUUCCCAGGCUGCUCGGCCAGGUCUUUGGGUUUGGGGACUGCUGGUUGACACGUGCCACCCCGGGAGCUUGGUGAGGUCUGGCUGCAGCAGAAAACCAGCCCUACCUGAGGGGUUGCACUGAAGGGAAGCAGGCCCUGCUGAACUCAUGGAAGCACUGGCCCAAAACCACUUCAUCUGGUUAGCAGGAUGAAGGGGAAGAAAUACGCACCCCCUUUUUUUGUUUCUUUGGCAAACGUGGGGUUCGAUAAAAGUGACUACUCAGCUUCCCGGUAAGCUCACUUUGGGGCGCCCCAGUGCAGCUCACUGGUAGUGAAGCCACGAGUGUGACCAGGUAGACAAAACUGUUCUGUUUAUGGGUGGAUUUGUGCUUUUUAGACCAGACCAAGGCAGGCCACCCCGUUCUCCGAGGUGGUUUACCUAGAUUGUGUAUUUAAUGGGAACAUUGCCACCCUCUCCCAUGCCCCCCGCAAUUCUUGAUUUAAAAAAAAAGGUCUGUUAACGACAGGCUCAGUUGUGUUACUCUCCCAUGCCUGGAAUGUUGUAUUUAUUGAAAAGUAUUUUCAUUUCUACACUGGCUUCACUCUAACCCCAUCCAUCCCUGUGGGGCUGCAGAGCACCUUUGUGUGAAGAGCUGGAUGGAUGUAGAGAGAUUCAGACUUCUUUAGGAAGGUAGGAAUUUCCUAAAGCACAGGGCGGGUUCCUUUCCUUCUUGUGGGCUUCAACAAAAAAAUGGAAAACCAAGUUUUUAUAGCAAAAGGCCAAAUUAGCUGUCUAGUGUCCGAUGCAGAAAAAAACUACCCUAGCUUUCUUAGCACUUAGGGUUUUUGUGAGGAUUCAGUUUAGCAGUGAAUUAGCAGUGUUUAGCAGUGUCUGGCAUAUAGUAAGCCCUAGUGAGUGUUAAAUAUUGUUGUUAUUCGCCUUUCGUAAAAUUCGAGAAAAAAGAGCUGAGCUCACUUCCUAUCCUUGAUUCAAAAGUAAUACCUACGGGAGAAUACUCCCAAGUUGAUAGAAUGUUGUAGGACGUAGUGGUGGAAGAUACCUGAGUCCUGUGUCCACCCUGCUGGUUAAAAUGCACUGACUGGAAAAUAUGCCUGACUGCAGCCCCAGAUGGAACUGGGCCACAAGAAUUAGCAAACUGAACAUAAGAGGGUGACCUCUGGCCACAUGCUGCGGACCGCACCCCACUCAGCUUCUGGAUCCUUCCAGGGUUUUGCUUUGCAGAACUUGGUGAGCUGGAAAUUAAAAUGAAUUCUCUGACAGACUGUCCCCUUAAAGUUACCCAUCUUUCUCUGAAAUGCAAUGAUAGAGGCGUUUCUGUUUUUUAUUGAAGGGGAAAGGAAUGACCAAUUGAACUUAAUCGCUCCCCAGGAAGCCCCUUUUGGCGCCCCCUGCUGGCCAGGGUGGCUCCUGCACUGUCCAGUCCAAGAGGAUCAGGCUCCCAGGCUGGUUAGUUGUCACGUUUCUCUCGCAUUAAAGGUUAUUCUAUGGGGGUGGCGGGGGCGUCUUCAGAGCUCCAAGAGGCUACUCGGGGCUUAAUGUUGUUUUCCCAGAUCACCUGAAUGUCAGUUCGCUUUUUUUUUUGGGGGGGGGGGUUGGUUUCAGCCUCUUGCUUCCCUAGAUAGGUUUAGAGUUGUAUCUCCUCUCCUAUCUUGGCCCUAUUCUGCAUAGAUUGCAUUUGUGGAAAAUGGAGGACUAUGUUGGAGUCUGGUGUCUUUUUCAGAUCCUUUGGAUUCUCUUCAGCUGAAUCAGCAGUCAUUUAAGAUCGGAACUGACCUUCUUCAAAGCAUCAUUUCCUCUAUUCUUCCCAGAUCUUGUGGAGCCUUCAGAUUACCCCCCAGCCCCCCGCAUCCGGUGAGGCACGACAAAGGGAUGCAAGGGCAGCCGUGCGCUCGUGCGUCGGGCAGGGCCCCGUCUGGGUCCGUGGGGGGCAAGGGUGGUCCUGGAGGCUCAGAGCCUUUGUGGUGCUGGAGGGCUCCCUGGGCCAGCCGGCCAGGAACCUAGCACAGGCAGCCACCUCUGGCACAGCUGAGAUGGAGCAGACGUGGGAUGCCUUUGCUCACCGGCCUGCCCGGGUGAACAAGAGUGGAAGUCUAUGCCAAAGGAGAUGGUGACGUCCUUUCUGCUGUAGUUGCUGUCACAGCCUUGAUGUCUGUAAGCUAAUGGCCAUUCGCGUCUGUGUCUUCGGCCAGCUCCUGGUACAACCAUUUUCUACUGUUCACUUCUGGGGUUAAGUAGUGCGGGAUUCUGCAAAUAAGGUGUUGCUGUCAAAUGUACUGUACCGGCGUAGAGAGCACUGCUUUGUUUUCCACUGUUGUAGAGAAAACUAGGGAGAACUUUAUUUUUCAAUAAACUUUUCUUGUGUGACA
Aethalodelphis obliquidens (Pacific white-sided dolphin) is the source of this 11046-nucleotide messenger RNA. It is a transcript of the gene MGAT5, whose product is annotated as alpha-1,6-mannosylglycoprotein 6-beta-N-acetylglucosaminyltransferase. NCBI's taxonomy places the organism in Eukaryota, Metazoa, Chordata, Mammalia, Artiodactyla, Delphinidae. Gene Ontology annotation, cellular component: Golgi apparatus. Gene Ontology annotation, molecular function: alpha-1,6-mannosylglycoprotein 6-beta-N-acetylglucosaminyltransferase activity. Bases 3097 to 5322 code for a protein of 741 amino acids. The transcript has 18 exons. Gene Ontology annotation, biological process: protein N-linked glycosylation. The record is from RefSeq and is a predicted model, not a curated record.